Messenger RNA from Lathyrus sativus (Indian pea), 1452 nucleotides. The record is from the annotation of a GenBank genome assembly. Lineage: Eukaryota; Viridiplantae; Streptophyta; Magnoliopsida; Fabales; Fabaceae.
AUGGUGUUAUUGUCCUCUUGUUCUUCUGUUUCACCAUUCUUCCACAUUCCAACUUUUUUGAUCCAACAAAGGAAACCACAAUUACUAUUUAAGCCUCCUCCAUUUCUUCAUCAAACUAACCUUCCUUCUCCUUUGACUUUGAGUAGAAAAAAUCUUCCCAAAUGUUUCUCACAACAAAAAGAAACUCAAUCUAUACAAGAAGAAGAGAAGGAGGAAGAAGAAGAAGCAUUUCAAUUUGAGCGUUUGUUCUCCAACAUUAACCAAGUUACUUUAAAGAGAGAACCUGGAAGCUUAUCUAGUGCAAUUUUCCUGGUUGCAGGCACUACAGUAGGUGCAGGGAUACUUGCAAUUCCUGCAGUGACACAAGAAUCAGGCUUUUUAGCAUCCACAGUUACUUGCAUUCUUUGUUGGUUAUUCAUGGUUGUGACAGGUUUGCUCCUUGCAGAAGUAAAUGUCAACACCAUGUGUGAUCUUGGUUCCGGCGGCGUAUCAUUGGUAUCAAUGGCUAGAAGAACUUUAGGGACAGUAGGAGUUCAAAUUUCAUGUUGGUCAUACAUCUUCAUCCAUUAUGCAGUUUUGGUUGCCUAUAUAGCUCGUUCUUCGGAUAUCUUGACAAAUUUUCUUCACAUUCCAAUAUGGGAAAGUGGAACUUUGUUUUCAUUGAUUUUUGGAGGGAUAUGCUUCUUUGGAAGCCAACGCUUUAUUGGUGCAAUUAAUGGAGUUCUAGUAUUUGGAAUCAUCAGCUUUUUUGUAGCUCUUGUGGCAGUUGCUAGUGGAAACCUGCAUUUGGAUGCUCUUUUAAAAGCCAACUUCCCAGCAGUUCCUAUGAGUAUACCAAUUAUCGCACUCUCGUUUGUUUACCAUAAUGUUGUACCUGUUCUUUGUACAAAUCUUGAAGGAGACUUGUUAAAAGUAAGGAGUGCAAUAGUACUAGGCACUGGUAUACCUCUUGUUCUGUUUCUCAUAUGGAAUGGUGUUAUCUUAGGAACUGUUGGUGACAAUCCAAUGGGGUUAGAUCCAUUACAACAGUUGAGAUCUUCAAAUGGAACAAUUGGACCUAUAGUUGAGGCCUUCUCAUUUCUUGCAAUUGCUACUUCUUACAUUGGAUUUGCUUUGGGUUUGUCAGACUUUCUAGCAGACUUGCUGAAUCUUCCAACAGGCCAGAACAAACCUCUUCCAUAUAUACUAACUUUAAUUCCACCACUUCUACUCUCAUUGUUGGACCCUGAAAUAUUUUUUAAAGCCUUGGACUUUGCUGGAACAUAUGGAGUGUUGCUGCUUUUCGGAGUUAUUCCUGCUGCAAUGUCAUGGUCUGAUAGGAACUCAAAUUCAUCUUCAUCAGUGAAACUACCUGAACUAGUUCCAGGAGGGAGGAUAACCCUACUAAUGGUGCUUGGUGGUUCAGGAUAUGUUAUUCUCUCUGAAUUAUUUGAGAACUUCCAGCACCUUUGA